Messenger RNA from Parnassius mnemosyne (clouded apollo), 2376 nucleotides. Lineage: Eukaryota; Metazoa; Arthropoda; Insecta; Lepidoptera; Papilionidae. The record is from the annotation of a GenBank genome assembly.
AUGAGGAUUUUUGAGGAUUCGGAUAGUUCGACCGCAGUAGAUCCGUUCCAGGACGAUGAUGGCGACUAUGGAUCGGAUAAAAAUUACGAUCCAUGUGGAGAUACGUCAGGUAGUAGUUUUCAUAUUAUUAAUUACCGUCCAAAGUCGACAAAAACUAAAUUACAAUCAAAGACUGUUGGCGACUCGUCUCAGAGACCUAAUACUGAUUCUAGUUCGGAAUCUAGCAGUGAUGAAGGCGAUGCAGUAAGACAUUUAAGACAAUCGUCUUCUAGUUCAGAAACUAAUUGGAGCCAAAGCUCUAUGAAUAAGUCAUCAAAUCAAUCCUCAAUACUAAAUAGGAAUGUAGAAACCCCUUACCAAUUAUAUACUCAAGAGGACGGUUCAGGUUAUGACUCGAGCACCUCUGAAGAAAUUUUUCCUCUGGCCAAACGUUUAAAACUGGCUAGCGCUCCAACUAUGGUUCCACCUGUUGUGGCUGAAAGCUACAAUGAAAUAAUUCAAGAAUGUUCUGAACCUGAAAUAAAUGAGUUAUCACCUUCACUAAACUUAUCUCAAAAUAGGCUAUUGGGUUCGUCAAACCUAUUACAAACAUCACCUGACGAGAUAAUUCAGGAAGAACUACUACCUUCACCAAACGCCUCUCAAAAUAGGAUAUUGGAUUUGGCAACUUUAUCACCAAUUUCACAUGUGGUGGCUGAAAGCUAUCACCAUGAGAUAGUUCAGGAAGAACCAAGGUCUUCUGCUGAACUACCACCUUUAUCCAACGCGUUGCACAAUAGACCAGGAGGUUUGUCACGUCCCACUGAGACAACAUCUACAGAGGAAGAAUGGGUGCAAACUACAACUUCCAUACCAGAAUUUAAUUUUGACGCCGAUACUGUAGGAGUAACGUUUUCUAUAAACGAAAACACAACUGUAACUGAUGUAUUCAACCGCUUGUUUCCACCUAUGAUUCUUGAUUAUCUAAUAGAUUGCACAAAUGUAUAUGGCGAAAAUAUGUGUCAAACUAAUAGGCCGAAAACUAGACACAGUCGAUCAUACUCAUUCAAACCUACACAUAGAAGUGAGAUGCUGAAAUUUUUAGGUUUAUGCAUGUUAGGUGGUCAAGUCAACGUACCCCAAAAGCGGAAGCUCUUUACAUUAUCAGACAGUUUAUAUUAUCACCCCAUUUUUGUAUCUACAAUGUCGGGACGUAGAUUUGAGCAACUGUUAAGGUGUCUAUAUACUGGACCUUUAAGUGCUAUAGGCAAAGCAAAAAUAACAGAAUUGAUGGAUGCUAUUACCAGGAAUUUUCGCGUAUGUUACUCACCCGAAAAAGAACUUUCAUUGGAUGAAUCGCUCCUUUUAUUUAGGGGACGUCUAUCAUUUAGACAAUAUUUAAAAUCAAAGAAAGCUAAAUAUGGAAUAAAGUUUUAUGAAUUGACGGAGGCAAGUGGUUAUGUUUUAAAUAUAUUAAUGUAUACUGGAAAAGAUGAAUCUGUGGAAAAGGGUAAAAAAACAGAAAAGAUUGUACUAAGAUUAAUGAGACCAUAUGUUCUGAAAGGUCAUGAAUUAUUUAUGGAUAAUUAUUAUAAUUCUUUUGGCUUGUCUCAUAAAUUACUUGACCUUAGAACACAUACAAACGGAACACUCAGAACAAACCGUAAAGGAAACCCGAAGGCGGUUAUGAAAAAAAAGUUAAAGAAAGGUGAACAUGUAUGGGUACGAAAAAACAAUAUCUAUGUUUCGAAAUGGUUUGAUAAGCGAACCGUAACAAUGAUCACUACAAGGAACCAUCCAAAAAUGAUUAACAUUACAAAUAGACGAGGACAAUUAAAAAGAAAACCAGCGGAAGUGGUAACUUACAAUGAAUUCAUGUCCGGUAUAGAUCGAGCUGACCAGAUGGUAUCAUAUUACUCGUCUCCCCGGAAAUGUUUGAGAUGGUACAAAAAAGUAUUUUUUCACCUACUGGAUUUAGCCGUUUGGAACAGUUAUUUUUUAUAUAGAAAAUACAAAAAGAACAAUAAUACAAAAUAUGAUUUUUUAAAUUUUCGAGAGGAAUUAAUACGAGAUUUGAUUUGUAUUAGCCCUGACCAAAAACCUGAUCUUUUGAUCAAGCAUUCCAAGUAUGACAAUCGAAAAAUAAAUAGGGUAGUAGAUCCGGGACCUUCCUCGAUACAUCUCGAUAAUGGUAACAUUGGACAUUGGCCUGAAAAGAUUCCACUUCCUCCUGGCUCCAAAAAGAAAACGAACUACCUCAAAUGCAAAAUGUGUGCAAAGAAUAAACUUCGUAAGGAAACUGGUUUCAGAUGUAUGGGAUGCAAAGAAAAACCAGCACUGUGUGCACUGUGUUUUAAAGAAUGGCAUGAGACUGCUAAUUUGAUUUCAAGUUAUUAA